This is a messenger RNA of Debaryomyces fabryi, 270 nucleotides long. RefSeq lists its product as uncharacterized. The transcript has a single exon. Gene Ontology annotation, biological process: mitochondrial respiratory chain complex IV assembly. Gene Ontology annotation, cellular component: mitochondrion. The record is from RefSeq and is a predicted model, not a curated record. Lineage: Eukaryota; Fungi; Ascomycota; Pichiomycetes; Serinales; Debaryomycetaceae. Bases 1 to 270 code for a protein of 89 amino acids.
AUGUCUACUGCAUCGAAAAUUACCUUUGGUUCUUCGUGUCUCCUUGCAGUUGGUACAUUUUUGGGUAUCAACUAUCUUCAGAGGAGCGAAAGAGAAUCUCUCAGGCAAGGUCCUAUUAAAGAUGCUGAAAGAAUAGCCGCUAAAGAGUUAAGUAAGAAGCAAAAAGUCAAUGAUAUGGAGCACAGGGAACAAAUGAUGCUUCAGGAAAAGUUUUCGAGUGUUCAGCCCUUAAAUAACGAGAUUAUACGGGCAGACGAGGAACAAGAGUAA